AUGCUGACCCUGAGGGGCCCAGGCCAGCUGCAACGCCUGGAGGAGGCUCUGCGGAGGAGCCUGCCUGCCACCCUGCCGGUCCUGGGGGUCGUGAUGACGGUGGCCCGGGGGAACCCGGCCGCCCACGAGGUGCUGGUGGACUCCUGGCCCCAUUUUGGCGUUGUCCUCACCCGCCUGUGCCCAGAGGAGCACAGGGACCCCAAGGACUUCUACGCCAACCAGCUGACGGUGUACUACCGGGAUGAGGGUGCCUGGUGGGUGCUGCUGGGGGGCACCGAGGUGGUGGGCUGGACCCGAGCCUUCCAGAUGCAAGGGAUGCAGGAGGGGAUGUACGAGGCCGUGCGCCAGGCAGCCGGUGCCAAGGGGCUGCGGUUGGAGACGUACCCGUACCAGGCACUGCUGAGCCCCCGGCCCCCCCGGCCCCACGUGCAGGUGCCACCGGGACUGCGCCUAGCACCCGUGUCCCCGUCCCACAUCCCACUGCUCAACGCCACGUGGGGCUUCGGGGGCAAUGCCCGCAGCCGGCGGUUCCUGCUGGGGCUGGUGCGGGCACUGCCCAGCGCCUGUCUGCUGGGACCCCACGGGCGCCCCAUCUCCUGGAGCUUGCUGGACCCCCUGGGCUGCCUGACCCACGGCUACACGCUGCCGGCCUGGCGCGGGCAGGGCCAGGGGGUGACGCUGGGUGCCCUGGGCCGGGGGCCGCACGCCCGUGGCUUCCCCAUCUACUGCAGGGUGCUGCCCCACAACACCUCCUCGCAGAGGGCCGUCCGCGCCGUGGGCUUCCUGCCCCAGCCCGGCACCUUCUACACCCUGGUUGUCACCCCCCAAUAG
Messenger RNA from Gavia stellata (red-throated loon), 831 nucleotides. Its product is annotated as glycine N-acyltransferase-like protein 3. Gene Ontology annotation, molecular function: glycine N-acyltransferase activity. Lineage: Eukaryota; Metazoa; Chordata; Aves; Gaviiformes; Gaviidae. Gene Ontology annotation, cellular component: mitochondrion. The record is from RefSeq and is a predicted model, not a curated record.